Rotaria sordida is the source of this 3051-nucleotide messenger RNA. Lineage: Eukaryota; Metazoa; Rotifera; Eurotatoria; Philodinida; Philodinidae. The record is from the annotation of a GenBank genome assembly.
AUGUUUCAAUCAAAAGAAAUUCUUCUUUUAUUGAUUUUCACUUUUCUCGAUAUAACAACAGGAGAAGAAUGUCUUGACACAAACUAUGCUGUAUCGAAAUGUGAUAAAAAUAAAGAAUAUCAAUGGUUGAUCGAAGUACCGACUAAUAAAGAAGUAUGUAAAGGAAAAUCAGUGAGUCAGCCUAAAGCUGUUGAAUGCAAUUUCGCUUGUCCAAAAGGACAAACAUUUGAUAGAGAUAAACUUAAAUGUAAAGAUUGUACUUCAGGAACAUUUUCACUUGGUGGUGGUCAUCAAUAUACAUUUAAUGAAGACGAUGAUCGUGAAAAAACAAUGCCAGAACUUUCCCUUAAAAUAGGAUCAGUGCUUUCCACAUACGAAAGUGAAUGUAAAGGAAAAGAACUUUGGAAAGUGAAAGGAAAUAUACUACAAGGUGAUGCACAACGUAAUUGUGCUAUUUAUCUCUCACUUCAAUUUAAACUUGAACGAGCUGGAUCAAUCACUAUAGCAUAUAAUUUAGCCACAUCAUACGUUUUUGGAUCCAUUACAUCACGAUGUGAUUUUAGUAUUACAGAUAAGGAUAAUGAUGAUGAUAACGAUGAUGAUGAACGUGAUUCAAAAAAACGUUCUUUUUUAGUUCUAUACCCAACAGGUUAUGGUAUUUGGAAAGAUAGAAAAAUUGAUAUUAAUGCACCAGGAGAGUAUAUACUUUCAUUGUAUACUGUUGGUCUCAAUGCAUUCCAUUUUCCAUUAUCAAUUCGAUCAAUUGUUGUUGAAGGAAGUUCAUUCCUUCAAGACUGUAUUCUAUGUCCAAAAGGUAAAAUACAUAAUAGGAGUUUUUAUGAUAGGUAUGCAUUUGUUUUAGGUACAUAUGCUUCAAAAUCGGGUUCUACUACUUGUAAACCAUGUGCAAGCAAUACUUAUGCACCACUUGAAGGUUCCACUCAAUGUUUGUCUUGUAAAAGUAAUGAAUAUGCAGAUGAAGGAUCAGCAGAAUGUUUACCAAGGCCAAAAUGUGAAUUGAAACAUUAUCAACAAGUAUUUAUUGGAUGUGAUAAAUCUGAUACAGCAACAAUUAAAUAUGAACCUAUUCAACCAAAAGUUUGUAUAGGUGAUCCUCCUUCUACACAAGCAACACAAUCAACUUGUAGAACAUGCAAUCCUGGUAUGUAUAAAAACACUGACAGUGGCCUUUGUGAAUUUUGUCCACAAGGAACUUAUUCGGAUGGAACUUUAAGUGAAUGUCGUAAAUGUAAAAGUGAAUUAUCAGUAUUACCUGGUUUAUAUUAUAAAAAUUGGAAUGAACUACCAAUGUAUUUUAAUAGAAGUUAUAUGUCUUUUUAUGAAAGUAAAGCUUUAAAUGGAUUGGUUCAGGAUCAAAGUUGGAUUCCAAGUAUAGCAUAUAUAUCAUCUCAAGCACUUCCUGAUGUAUUAUCUAUAUUAAGUUUAAAUAUUGUUAAAGGUUUUCGUUUAACAGAAUUAGCACGAGCUAAUAGACAAUUUGGAACAUUAUAUUUUACAUUUUCAAUUCAAUGUCAAAAAUCAUGUACAUUGUUCUUAGUUUCUCUGGAUACGUAUGCUCAUGAUGAUGAUUGGUCCGUUAUUCAAAAAUGGAAUGUAAAACACCAAGUUGAUCAUACAGAUAUUGUUAAUUAUACACAUUCAAUUCAAAGUUCUGAUGAAAUUACAUUUAUUUGGCUUUUUACAUCAGAUAAUACAGAUGAAGGUGUUGAUGAAAUUCGUAUUUAUGAAAUUUUUGUUACAAAUACAGUACUUGGAGGAUCUGAUCGAUGUGUUAGUUGUUUAACCACAAAUAAUCAAGAAACCGAAUGUAAAUCAUGUGCUCCUGGUCAUAUUUUAUCAAAUGGUACAUGUGUUCAUUGUCCAUCAUCUACAAUGGCUAGUCGCAUGCGACCAAACGAUCUUGUUCCAACAAUAUGUAAGCCAUGCAUGAAUAAUACAAUAUCAGAUGAUGGUAUUUCAUGCUAUAUUCCAUGUAAACAAGCAUUUAAUGGAAGUAUUCAAUAUGAUUUAAAUGCAAUAUCAACUGUUGAAUUUCAUGGUUCAAAAUUAUUCACACAAAAAGGUAGUGGUUAUUUUCAUGUAUUUAAUGCAAGCAUUUGCGGCAAAACAAGUGUUACAUGUGGAAAAACAUUAACAUUAGAUGAAUUACAACGUUCAAAAAAACAAACAAAAAUUGAAUCGAAAUUAUGUCGUAUGGGUACUAUACCAAAUAAAAAUGAUACUACAACAUCUGUGGCCUAUGUUGAUGAUUUUGGUGAACAAUUAUUAAAUGUGACAUUAUCGACAUCAAAAUAUUUUCCACCUCUUCGUUCCGAUUAUAAUUUAACUGAUAUAACACUUGUUUAUCGUGCUAAUACAUCAACAAGUCAAACAAGUUGUUCUGAACGUAUUACAUUUUUAUCAUUACGUUGUGAUCAUCUAUUAGAUGAUGAAAAACAAAAUUCAUCAAUAAAAUAUAAAUUACAAACUCCAAAUGAUUGUGUAACAGGUACUUGUGAUGGAUGUAUAUUUUAUUUUCUUUUACGAACACCAUUUGCUUGUCCAAUAUGUGAUAAUGAUACAAAUGGUUAUCGAACAUUUUUUGGUCCAUGUAAAUUUGGUAGACAAGAAGUUCGAAAAAUACCUUAUCCAUAUUGUUCACAUAAUUUAACUGAAACAGUUGAAACUCAUCGAUGUUCUAUUUUAUCAUUAGAACUUCAAAUAAUUUUUGGUGUAUUUAUUAUAAUUGCAGGUAUAUUAAUAUUAAUAGUUAUUAUAUGUUGGAGAAAAAAUCGAAAACUUGAAUAUCGUUAUAUGCAAUUAAUUGAAAAUACAAAUCCAGAUGAUGAUACACCAGUUGAUAAUGUUUGUGCACAAUUAAGUGAUGAAGAAGAUUCAGGUGAUGAAGUACAAUUUAAAUCACAAUCACGAGCAAAAAAAAUUAUGAAUGUUGUUCGUAAAGCUAUACGAAAAAAUCCUAACAAUGGACGAGCUGAAUCGUUCGGUCGUGACAGUUAUUUAUUGACGAGUGCAUCAACAGAUGAUGCUUGA